UCUCGGAAAAGGAACAAGGGAAGGAAGGCGCAGACGCAGAGAGAGAGAGAGAGAGAGAGAGAGAGAGAGAGAAUGGAGAGCACCGGGGAGCUGGUCGAAUUUCCGUUGCUGAUCGACUCAAAUUAUAGGGCAUGCACCAUCCCCUACAGAUUUCCUUCUGAUAAUCCCAGAAAACCAACCCAAACUGAGCUUGCUUGGAUUGACCUCUUCCUCAAUUCCAUCCCCUCUUUUCGAAAACGAGCGGAGAGUGAUGAGACAGUUCCUGACUCGCAUAUAAAAGCUGAAAAGUUUGCUCAAAGGUACACUGAAAUACUGGAAGAUUUGAAAAAAGACCCGGAAAGUCAUGGUGGUCCUCCUGAUUGCGUACUUUUAUGCAGGCUCCGAGAGCAAGUCCUCAGAGAAGUGGGUUUCAGAGAUAUAUUCAAGAAAGUUAAAGAUGAAGAAAAUGCGAAGGCAGUGUCCUUAUUUGAGGGUGUCAUUCGUCUUAAUGAUGCUAUUGAGGAUGGAGCUAAGCGUGUAGAGAAUUUGAUUAGAGGAAUAUUUGCAGGGAACAUUUUUGAUCUUGGCUCUGCACAGCUUGCAGAAUUAUUCUCAAAAGAUGGAAUGUCCUUUUUGGCUAGCUGUCAAAAUCUUGUCCCUCGACCAUGGGUAAUUGAUGAUUUGGAUGCUUUCAUGCUAAGAUGGGGCAAAAAAUCUUGGAAAAAGGCUGUCAUUUUUGUUGAUAAUUCUGGAGCAGAUAUUAUUUUGGGUAUAUUGCCAUUUGCAAGAGAGUUACUAAGACGUGGAACACAGGUUGUCUUGGCAGCUAAUGAGUUACCUUCCAUUAAUGAUAUAACUUACCCUGAACUAAUGGAGAUUAUAUUGAAGUUGAAGGACGAACAUGGGCAGCUUGUGGGUGUCAAUACCUCGAAUCUAUUGAUUGCCAGUUCUGGUAAUGAUUUGCCGGUUAUUGAUCUUUCUGGAGUAUCACAGGAACUUGCCUACCUGGCAAGUGAUGCAGACUUAGUGAUUUUGGAAGGAAUGGGCCGUGGAAUCGAGACAAAUCUCUAUGCUCAAUUCAAAUGUGAUUCCAUUAAAAUUGGGAUGGUGAAGCACCCGGAGGUUGCACAGUUCCUUGGGGGAAGGCUGUACGAUUGUGUUUUCAAAUACAAUGAAGUUUCAAGUUAAUUGUCUGUGCUUGGGGGCUGGUAUUAUUUAAACAUUAUGGAGUAAACUGAGACUUUUGUUUGCUCAGCAAGUUAGUUUAGCAAUUUCACUGCGGUUCCCCCUAACAUAAAAUGCCGUUUUCAGGGGGGUACCCCACCCUACUUCUCCCCCUUUUGACCCAAGAAUAAAAAAGCACGGUGAUGCUUCAGGUUCAGGGAGGGAAAUUUGGUUGGGCUGGGAUAUCAUUAUUUUUGUGCGUGCAGGACAUAUGCAUACACGUUUAUGCUUUUACACUGUUGAGUUUAUAUGAAACUUCCUCAUGUCCUACAUUGUUUUUCAUUGUUUA
Messenger RNA from Diospyros lotus (date-plum), 1492 nucleotides. RefSeq names its product damage-control phosphatase At2g17340-like. Gene Ontology annotation, molecular function: pantothenate kinase activity; ATP binding. The transcript has 12 exons. Gene Ontology annotation, biological process: coenzyme A biosynthetic process. NCBI's taxonomy places the organism in Eukaryota, Viridiplantae, Streptophyta, Magnoliopsida, Ericales, Ebenaceae. The record is from RefSeq and is a predicted model, not a curated record. Gene Ontology annotation, cellular component: cytosol; nucleus. The coding region runs from base 73 to 1167 and encodes 364 amino acids.